This is a messenger RNA of Paramuricea clavata, 7156 nucleotides long. Lineage: Eukaryota; Metazoa; Cnidaria; Anthozoa; Malacalcyonacea; Plexauridae. The record is from the annotation of a GenBank genome assembly.
UCAGGUAUCACACACAAUCUCACUUGGAUUAUUUACCUUGAUAAAGUUUAACAGUAAUAAAGUUUUUCUAUCACCAAUAUACUAUUUUACAACUAUCAUUCACACAUAUCGAAGAAGUUAAAAAAUGUCAGCACACUCCAUGUCCUUGUUUUUCCUUCCAAACCUUUUCUUUUAAUGCUGCCCGUAUUUUGCCAGCUUGGACAGAGGUAUCCUUGACUCUUGCACAGCUACGCAUAUUCAAUAGCUGACGCACAGUUUCCCUAUCCCGCCGUCCACUUAUGUUAUUGCUCAAAUCUAGUUGCAUUGGUAAGGCUUCAUCACAUUCAAUACAAAUAUUGUGGAGUACAAUACAUGCUAACCUGAAGUUCAGGCCCUAAUCACAGAAUAGGGCCUGACACAAAACCUAUCUGAAGUGUGGGAUUCCCGUCCAUCUGGUGGACGGGAAAUCUGAUUGGUUGAUCAGCAUCAUGAAGGAUUUUGAUUGGUUGCAAGUUUACAUAAACAACAGUUUUAAAAAUAGCUCGGCCAAGGCAACAAUUAAUAUAAAGGUCAAACUCACGUACAAAUUCCCAUUAUCGAUUUCUUCGAAUUUCUUUUUCUUUCAUGCUUUAUGGCGGAAAAUAAAUCAAACAAACAGUAUUUCGGAAGGGCUUUAUCAAAACCUUGGACGAAUUUUGGACACACGACGCCGAAAGAACAGCCAAACUAGUCAUGUAUUCGAAAGCUUGUUGUUGACAGCCACUGAGAUGUUCUGCCAACUGGCUUCGCCGGCAAAAGUCUUAUUUUUAAUAUCAGGUCCUACCGGCGUUGUUUUCUGAGCUACAUCGCCUUCUUCGUGGUACGAUUGAGAAUUUCAUUGUUGUUGUUAGCCCGUUUUAAUAAAGUAUAUCCCUAAUAUCCGCGUCCAGCAAGUUGAGACCUUGAGAAAGCUUGGCAGUCAAGCCGUGCACAGAACUGACUAAUUAAAUCUUUGUUUGCUGUUCGGUUAAAUAGAGAAACUGAAUCUUAUUUAUAUAAAAAUACCUUGAAUUUUUAAGUUUAAUUAUAAAGCAAAAUGCACACUCUGCGGACAUGUUCAUGAGAAUAUAAUUUUUUGUGUAACGAAAUCUACAACACUUGUCAAUCAUAUUGCAUGUUGUGUCUAAAAAUAACAUGUGGGCGUCCCACGGUCUAGACAGGUUUUGUGUCAGGCCCUAUUUCAAAUUAGGGCCUGAACUUCAGGUUAAAUACAUGCUAAUGUUAUUGCUUUCAUUGUGUCCUCAUUACAUUCACUUUUUCUGUGCAAUACUCUAAAUCUCCCUUUUAGUUGACCAUAUGCACAUUCAGUAACCAUCCUUGCACGAGACAAGCGGUAAUUAAAGUACCUUUCUUCUGGAGUAAGAAUUGCACAGGUAUAUGGCUUCAUUAGCCAGGUAGAAAAUGGAAAUGCAGAAUCUGCAACCACUAAUGGGCCAACUUCGACAUUACCAAUCUUUUUUGAAAUUGUAGGAAUCAAAUCAUUUUCAUUAAUGUCUUUCCACAGUUGGGUGGCCUGCAAUAUCAUAGAGUCAUGGGUAUUUCCCGGGAAACCAGCACUGGCCCAUAUAAAACGAUAUUUCGCAUCUAUGAGACCCAUUAGCACUAUGGAAUAAAAAUUUUUAAAGUUAUGAUAUUCUUUGGCAGCUUCACCACCUCCAGCAGGACAUUUUAUUGAAAUGUGGCAUCCAUCAAUUGCUGCCCAACAGCAAGGAAAUUGCCAUCUUUCUUCCAUAUCAAUUAUUUUUUCCUGCACCUGUUCUUCAGAUGUGGGAAAAUGGGCAGAAACAGAGGAGGACCAAAGGUUAAUGACAAUUGCUUCACAAACCUCGUUCACUAUGCCUUGUAUCGUGGCAGUACCAAGACCAGACAUCUCCGAAAGCGUGUAGUAAUAAUCGCCACGUGCUAAUCUAUACAAGCAAAUGGCAAGUCGACAUUCCGGUGAUACUGGUUCUUCUGUUGUUGCAGGUUUCACUAAAUUCGUUAUUAUUUUGUCAAGAAUCAUAAGAAAAGUUGUUCGUGAUAACCGGAAGGUAUUCUUGAAUCGUUUGUCGGAAUAUUCUGUCCAAAUAUACGUCCACCAACUAUGCCAAGUUGUCGUUCUUUCUAAACGCCGACAUGUUCGAAUUCGUGGUCGUUUAGGCUUGACCAUUAGAAGGGAAUGCAUUGAUAUGCAAAGCUGUAGUAGCUUCUUUUUUCGUCCCAAAAUAAAAUGUAGUAUUCGGAGUUGUUUCUGCCUUCGCUCCCUUCUUAUUUUUAAUAUUUGUCUUACUAUUAGAGCCUUGUUAAUUGCCGCCAUUUCUUGCAACAAAAACAAGCACCUUUGAACGUAUUACUUGAAGUAUCAUGCCGUUUUGAGCGCGCUUGUAUGUUUGGGAGACUGGGAAAUGGACGCUUUUGCGUUCUUUGCGACGUAUUAAAUCUAUCGUCUAAACUGAUUAAUUCGAUCUGCCGCAUUUCCGUCGCAUUUCGGUUGCAUUAAAUGCGACGAAUUAAAUUCGACGGAAAUUCGACGUAUAAACCAGGCCUAAGGUAUUCAUGACGUAUUUAAUUAAUGAAAUAAGGUACUUGAUGUAAUUAUGAAUAUAAGUAGGUCAUGAGCAAUGCGCAUAAACAAAAUACAUGGCAAGGACAUGUAUAACAAGCGAAAUAUAAAAGAAUGUAAUUUCGACUCAUCUCAGACAAUCCUGGACAAAACAUCUGCGACACUUCCAAUUAUACUUGACAAAAUAUCGUAAUGUUAUCAUAAAUUUAGAAAACCUCCCCCUUUCCCCCACCAUUCAAUGUUGAUUGGAUUCGUAGAAUACGGAUAAAACGUCCAACAUUGUUUUGGGGGGCGGAGGGGGGCAAACGAGUAAAUUAUUCCGGUCUAACUGGUAAAAAAAGCCACAAAGGAAUGUUUUAAUAGAGUGUCGCAGAUGGUUUUGUCCAGGAUUGUAGCGUUGCAACACCAGAACAAAUAGUGAAGGAAAUUUGGGGGACAUCCUCUAUGCACGAUAAAAUAAGUACUAUAAAUAGACUCUGAAGAUUUCAUUUAUUCUAGAUUGGAAUAGUUGGCAGAACAGGCUCUGGUAAAUCUACUCUUACAAUGGCUUUGUUCCGAAUAUUAGAAGCAGCCAAAGGCAGGAUUGUAAUUGAUGGCAUUGAUAUCUCAGAUAUUGGACUACAUGGCUUGCGCUCGAAGAUCACCAUUAUUCCUCAGGUAAAUUUUCCACACGUAAUUGUAUCUGUGCGGAUUAUUUAUAGCAUGUGUAGGGUCAUUGCGAGCAUAGUCGAAAGAGCCUGGGUACGAGGUUGCUUUACAAUUACAUCAAGUAUCACGCUUACCUCAUUACUUACUGAGCCUAGACUAUUUUAUCUUUACAACAAUUGUGAUAUUACUUUCUCAAAUUCAUUAAUAAUUCAUGAGUAAUCCAGCCAAUGAUAAUCACCUAUUUGAUCACAAGAUGCCAUUUGGAUACUUGAUGAAAGUCACUAGUGUUUUCAUCAAAUAUCUUAAUUACGCAUGCAAAAUUAAUUGAAUAGAAUUCCUAAUUGCGUUAUGCUUGGUUAAGAAUUCUAUUCAAAUCAGCAAAAGAAAACAUUCUGUUACGUCUCGAUUCAUUUGAGAAGCCAUAUAAACAACUCGAGCUCGUGUCUCACCAGGAUAUCCAAACACUCGAAAACAAUGUAUGAAAACACUCGCGCUUCGCGCUAUUGUUUUCAUACAUUGUUUUCUCGUGUUUGGAUAUCCCGGUGAAACACUCGCUCUCGUUGUUCAUAUAUUACUUCUUAAUUGAACUGUGUUUAUCCCAACCCACCCUGUCAACUUUCCCUGUGGGAGGAAACCGGCGCACCCAGAGAAAACCAACGACUUUCGGCAGAACGAUCACUGACUCUUUUCACGUGAGUCCGUAGCGAGAAUCAAACCCACGAUCUCAGAGAUGAAAGGCGCUUGCUCUGACAACUGCGCCACCGAAGCGCAAGUAGACGAUGCCAGGUCGCUUCUAUAGCCUGGCCACCACGCGGUCGCUUCUAUAGCCUGGCCACCACGCGGUCGCUUCUAUAGCCUGCCUGCUCGAGCUGUCUGCGGAGGAGAGUGGCCAGCUGUGGUAGCAACAUUGCCUAUUCAGAGAUACCUUGACUCUUUUACAAAAUUCACUCACUGACAACCAUUUUCAUAUUAAUCAUUUUCAAUGCUGUGUGCUCUUUUAAUGAUAAUGGGAUGGGCGUUACUCGUAUAAAGCCUUGUGGAAAGGUUCUUGACGUAUAGCCUUUUGUAAUUGUUGCAAUGAUAUUUUUAUAUUUGUAUAAAGCCACUAAAGUGUUCAACGCACCUAUAUGAAACCAAUAGGAAGCAGAUUUUAAAUAAAUCCUGGGGCCGGUUGUUCAAAGGUGGGUUAGUGCUAACCCUCGGUUAAAAUUUAACCCGCUGUUUUGGUAGGUGUAGAUCUGCACGUCUUCAUGUUUAUCUCAAAACGUUAUACAAAGACGUGAACUCCUAUCGAUCCAGACAAAAUUUCUGAAGAAACAUUUCCUGAUUUAUAGACAAGCUGUCGGGAAGUUUGCUUUUGAAUUUUAAGUUAACCUGCAUCACAGCAUGGGUUAUGCUAAUCGGCGUUUGAACAACCGUCGCCUGAUGGCUAAUCUCAGAAGCCAGUUUCUUUUUCACUACCUAUUUUUCUAUUUAGUAGCACAUAUUUAUCGGCCGUUGAGUUAUGGGAAAACAUUUAGGCCUAUAAGUUUCUCACCUUUAUAACUUUAUUACAGGUAAAGCGAUGAAAAACUUUGAAAACCAAUAUAUAGCACAACAAUAACAAUAAUAACACACCAUUUGUCUUUAUCAGGAUCCUAUAUUAUUUUCUGCUUCGUUGCGUUUUAAUUUGGAUCCAUUUGAGAAGCACACAGAUGAAGAGAUUUGGUCUGCGCUUGAGGUCGCUCAUCUCAAAUCGUUUGUGUCUGGCUUAGACAAUACUUUGAAUUAUGCUGUAGCUGAAGGUGGCGAGAAUCUGAGGUAAAAUAAUUUUAUUUAACAAUUAUUCGCCGAAGGCGAGGUGAUUAUCGGUGAAUAAAAGCCGAGACGAAGUCGAGGUUUUUAUUCACGAUAAUCACCGAGCCUGAGGUGAAUAAUUGUUUUAGUAUAAUUUCAUAGGUGAUUAUUUGGGAAAAAUAAGAAAAUACACAUUUCUUCGUCAUUUAAUUGACAAAAAGGCUUCGGCCGCCAUUUUGAAAAUCGCUUAGGUGAUUAUCGCGUAAUAAUCACCUCAUAGGCAACCAAUCAGCGUGGAGAAUUUUCAAUAAUCACCUAUGUAAUUAUACUAAAUAUAUAUAUAUAUAUAUAUAUAUAUAUAUAUAUAUAUAUAUAUAUAUAUAUAUAUAUAUAUAUAUAUAUAUAUAUAAUAUACAUAUAUAUAUAUAUAUAUAUAUAUAUAUAUAUAUAUAUAUAUAUAUAUAUAUAUAUAUAUAUAUAUAUAUAUAUAUAUAUAAUUAAUGAAAGUUCUCCAGAUUGAAUUAUACUUUUAUUGAGCUUUCGACUCGGUACUUCUAAAGCUCAAUAAAAGUAUGAUUCAAUCCGGAGAACUUUCAUUAAUUAUAAUAUGCCUGGAUUACAAAUCUUUAAACAUGCUGCUAGCCAAUUAGCUGCAAGUGCUUGUAUCUAAUUAAACAAUUGUCGAGCAUUAUGAUUGGAUGAAAGUACUCGCAGUGAGCUGUCUUUACCAAGACUUACUCGCUAUACCAAGACUGUCAGAUUGACUCGCUUUACCAAGAAUACGAAGUUGUCAUAAAAAAUUCUGAGAAGUUUAAACAAUGUUCAUUUUAAGUAGUGACUAAAUUCCAAAUUUCUUUAAGCGGGUUUAAUGCCUUCUAUUAACAGUGGUUUAAUCAACUUACAUCUGUUAGGAUUAGGAAUGAUUUUUACAUACACUAGUGCUCUUCGGGAAUUUUGAGAUCAUAUUUAUUGUCUUUAGUGUUGGUCAACGUCAAUUAGUGUGUCUAGCUCGAGCUUUAUUACGGAGAACAAAAAUUUUGGUUCUGGAUGAAGCAACGGCUGCUGUAGAUUUAGAAACUGAUGAACUUAUUCAACAAACUAUUCGUAAAGAAUUUUCAGACUGUACUGUUCUUACUAUUGCACAUCGACUUAACACUAUCAUGGAUCAUACAAGGUAACUGUUGUUUAUCUGUUUUAAAUUGAAGUUAUUAUUGUGGAGGUUUUUACAAAAAUUCCAACAUGCUUCGGGUGAAUUCGGCUUUUUAACUUUGUGUUCUCAAAUUCAUUAAUAAUUCAUGAGCAAUUCAGCCAAUGAUAAUCACCUAUUUGAUCACAAGAUGCCAUUUGGAUAACUCAGUGAAACUUGAUGAAAAUCACUAGUGUUUUCAUCAAAUAUCUUAAUUACGCAUGCAAAAUUACUUGAAUAGAAUUCCUAAUCGAUUCAUUUGAGUAGCCAUAUAAACAACUCGAGCUCGUGUCUCACCGGGAUAUCCAAACACUCGAAAACAAUGUAUGAAAACACUCGCGCUUCGCGCUCGUGUUUUCAUACAUUGUUUUCUCGUGUUUGGAUAUCCCGGUGAAACACUCGCUCUCGUUGUUCAUAUAUUACUUCAAAGUUUUUCCGACCAUACCGUGUUCAGCGAUCUGAGAAGUCUUUUCCGAUCAUUUCAAAUCAAAAUUUGACGAACACCCCAAAUUUAAAACCAACUAAAAACUAAGUAGUGAUUUAAGAAAAAAAGUAUGUUUAAAUAAUAUCUGUAAAUCGGAUACUGACUCGUGAUUUACAUAAACGAUUUUCUCAGCUAAAGCGAACCUUGUCGCCAAAAUAAUUGGUAAACUUGAAUACUUAUGGAUGCAUUUGUAUUUCGCAUCCAAUCCAUCUCCCCCUCCCUCAGGAAGUCCCUCUCCAUGCAGAAGACAGGACGUAAGCAUUUGUAUAAUUUUCGUUCAUCGUUGGAUAUUGCAGACUUGACGAUCUUAAUGAAUAAAUAAAUAUAUAAUGAAUUAUUAUAUUACAAUUAAUAUAAUGAUAUAAGUGAAUUAUUUUUAUUUAUCUGCAGGAUUAUGGUUCUCUCUGAAGGACAAAUACUAGAAUUUGACACACCCGGUAAUUUGCUGGAGGUAAAAGGAGUAUUUUAUAAUAUGGCUAAAGAUUCAAAUCUUGUGUCAUAA